GGAGAUUUAGAAGAGAUGGUUCAAAUCAAUUACAUGGUCGACAUUGAAUAUUUAAUUUCUCAAUUGCCGCAAUUGAAACGACAUUCGUUACAUACUACCAUUGUUCACGAUCUACAUGAUGAAAACCGUGGCACUACUUUAUCGGAACAUAAAGAUGAUGUCUGUGGGCAUGCCUAUAACUUACGUAACAAAUCGCAGGGUAUAUAUAUGACACCUAUAUUAUCUAGAAAACGUAACGACUCUUCAUCAUGUGAAUUCAAAACGGACCUUCAAAAUUAUUUUAAAAGUUACAGUAAUAACACCAUGAAGAAAUACGAUGAAAGAUUAAAGAAUUAUGAUUUUUCAUCUGUAAAGGCAGUUUUAAUAGCAUCUGUUCCAGGUUACCACACAAAGGAUAGUCUUUUGAAAUAG
Molecule: messenger RNA, 411 nt
Organism: Acaulospora morrowiae
Lineage: Eukaryota; Fungi; Glomeromycota; Glomeromycetes; Diversisporales; Acaulosporaceae
Source: the annotation of a GenBank genome assembly